AUGACUAGUUUGCUUACUUUGUUGUUUCUGUUUGGACUUCGACUCAGUGAAGCUCGUGUGCUUCCGCGCUAUUCAUCCCGGAUCUCGGCUCGGGCCGCCAACUCAACCAACUAUGACUUUGUCAUUGUCGGAGGAGGUAUAUCUGGACUUGUACUAGCGGACAGACUGACUGAAGAUUCCCAUGUCACUGUUCUUGUGAUCGAAGCAGGCCCAUUCGACAAAGGGGAAGAUGAGGUCCUUGUACCCGGCAGUUGGAACCCAGCUCAGUAUCUAUGGCCUGGUCUGGUAACCGAACCACUCACCGCGCUCAACAAUCGAUCCGAACCAAUAGUCGUUGCGAAGGUGGUAGGAGGUGGCAGCACUAUCAACGCAAUGAACCUUCUGAGGGGUACCAAAGCCGACUUUGCAGGGUGGGUGUCCCUCGGAAAUGACGGCUGGGGUUGGGACGAUAUGCUUCCGUAUUUCAAGAAGAGUGAGAACUUCACCGCGCCAGAUGCCUCUUUCGCAGCUACCUCGAACAUCUCAUGGGAUGACUCCGUCCGAGGACAUGACGGGCCAGUUCAGUAUUCAUACCCAAAUUAUGCCUACCCUGGUCUCGGCCACUGGUGGACUGCAGCAUUGUCGGCUGGUAUGACGCCAGUUCAGGAUCCAUCAUCGGGCGUCAACCCAGGAAUAUUUUGGACACCAACUGUCCUCGAUACGAGUACCCAAACUAGAUGCGAUGCCCGCGUUGCUCACUACGACCGUGUCAUAUCGACUCGUCCCAACUACCACGUUCUAGCUGAGAAUAUGGUGUCCAGGAUUCUCUUUGAAGGGACCCAGGCUACCGGUGUCGAGUAUUUCCCGAGUGCUGGAGGAAACACUUCGACAGUGUUUGCCAUGAAAGAGGUAAUUUUAGCUGCCGGAGCAUUACAUACGCCGCAAAUCCUUCAGCUAUCUGGUGUUGGCCCAAAGUCGGUACUUGACUCGUUGAGCAUUCCUGUCGUCGCGAAUCUACCUGGUGUUGGGACCAACUUACAAGAUCAUGGUGCGGUAGCAGUACAAUACAACUUCACUAAGAUCAUCACCCCUAACGCCAUUUCCCUCGUCACCAACAGUACCUACAGUGCUGAACAAUGGGAGCACUACAAGAACCAUGAGCCCAGCGCUUUUACUGUCGUCCGAGGUCUUGGUACAACCUUCGGAACGCUGGCGCUUCAGGAUAUGACUACGUCGAACUCGUCCAUUAUCGCUGACGCCAUGGCGGACCACGCGGCUUCUUCCCUACCCACAGACACAGAUCCUACAGUUAUCGCAGGUUACCAAGCUCAGCGUAGGAUUUUGAUUGAGCAGUUGCAGAACCCCAAUAUGGCAGUUUCUGUCUUAUCCUGGGACACAUACUCAUCCGUAACCGUGUCACACGUGAAGCCCUUCAGCCGUGGCAAGAUAACCAUCAGAUCAACGGACAUCCUAGUGGAGCCUAAGAUAGAUUACCGCACGGCCACAGACCCAACCGACUUGACUGUCGUUGUAGCGACCCUCCGCAAGCUGCGGGAACUGAUGUCGGCGCCAGCGAUGGUAGCGCUUGGCACCGUUGAAGCGGCUCCGUUGGGUGCAAAUAUCAAGAGCGAAGAAGAUUUCACGGCAGUGCUUCGUGCAUCUUAUGGUGUUUCGGCAGCCCAUCAGUGCUGCACCGCGCCUAUGAUGCCGCUGGGUCUGGGAGGAGUGGUUGAUUUGGAGCACAAGGUCUAUGGGGUCACUGGAUUGCGUGUCGUCGAUGUUAGCACUUUUCCCAUGGCAGUUUCGGGAGGCCCGACCGCGAACGUAUAUGCUGUAGCAGAGAAGCUAGCAGAUGUCAUCAAGAAGGAAUUCAAAGAGAUCUAGAUACCCGAC
This is a messenger RNA of Dothidotthia symphoricarpi CBS 119687, 1872 nucleotides long. Its product is annotated as GMC oxidoreductase. The record is from RefSeq and is a predicted model, not a curated record. Gene Ontology annotation, biological process: secondary metabolite biosynthetic process. NCBI's taxonomy places the organism in Eukaryota, Fungi, Ascomycota, Dothideomycetes, Pleosporales, Dothidotthiaceae. The transcript has 6 exons. Bases 1 to 1863 code for a protein of 620 amino acids. Gene Ontology annotation, molecular function: flavin adenine dinucleotide binding; oxidoreductase activity, acting on CH-OH group of donors.